AUGGCUCCACCAAGCUCCUCAAAGGACAAGUUCUUUGAGAAGGUCAUCAACCCGUAUUUGUCGGAGGUGAUGAAGCACCCUCAAGCCAUUGAGAUGCGUGAGGGGGUGCUCCACAUCCGGGAUGUUCAGGGGCCCAAGAGGACGGGGAGCGUGGAGGCCAGGCUUGAGGCAGUGGAACAAGACAUCUUCAAGUGCCAAGGGAUGGUGGAGCAUGGACUCAGCGCCAAUCACUCCAUGAUCACGGAAUUCGCCCGUGAUCACAUGGUGGAUGGGCGGUCUAUGAAGGACAUCGUCUUCACCUUCAACGAGCAAAUCAAUUUUAUGCAAAGCCAAAUCUAUGAUCUUCAAAAUCCAGUAGUCAAAUAUGAAGCAAGAUUUAAAGGUAUGAGUUUAGCUACCUGUUGCAGGACUCGGGAGACUCGUGCAUCCUCUUUUGAUGGUGAGCCCCUGCCCUGGAAGUCGGAGGACAAGCUUUCUGCCUCAUCACCACCACCUUCAUCAUCUUCCCCACCAAAGGAGACUUGA
Aegilops tauschii subsp. strangulata is the source of this 525-nucleotide messenger RNA. RefSeq lists its product as uncharacterized. NCBI's taxonomy places the organism in Eukaryota, Viridiplantae, Streptophyta, Magnoliopsida, Poales, Poaceae. The record is from RefSeq and is a predicted model, not a curated record.